CGCCGAUCGUACGGACACGCUCAGAGCUGGGAAGGGGAGUUGGGACUUGGGAGUUGAGGCCUGCUGCUGGCUGCGACCUCCGAGGAGGAGCAAUGGAGUUAUCCACUCCCAUCCGGAGCUCCUGUGCUACGCCUGCGGCCAUGGCCCUCGUCAGCGCCAACCCCAAGAUGACCAAUCAAAAAUGUCCCAGGGGACUGCGACCUCAACUUCAGUUUUCUCAUACAUUACCAUCUGUAGCUUGUUCGAUGAUGUUAAACACACAACCUGCACAACGAACUAACCGUAAAGGUUGCAGUUCGCUUCAGGCAGUAUCUCCAGUACAAUGUACAGAAAAUCCCACGCAGUCAUCAGUAUCUUUCAAAGACUUCUGUGUUUCACUGUGUACUGAAGAGGAAGGUGUCGUAAAGAUACGAGUAAAUGUAGACGGAACACUGACCGGUUCUAUCUUUGAUAAAGUUUUCACAAAGAAUGUUGCUGCAGCACAACCACUUCCUGGCUUUCGACGAAUGAAAGGAGGGAAAACCCCAGAUAUACCAAAAGAAGUCGUUCUACACUUAAUUGGGCCAUCAAAAGUGAAGAAAGAAACCAUCAAGAAAAUUAUUAAUUGCACAAUUGCUGAGUAUGUUCAAAAGGCUAAUAUCCUAAGAGAGUUUUCUCUGAUGAGAUGCUUUCUUGAAGUAGUGCUACGCAAGGAGGGCCUGAAUGCAUCGAAAAAUCUGAAAGUUCAGCAAAGCUACGAAGAGCUUGAAGCAGCAUUUGAACCAGGAAAAGAGUUCUGCUUUGAUGCAGCUGUUCAUUUACAAUAAGCUGAUGCAGCAAGGGUAGUGCCACUAGAGAUUACCUCUGCAAGGAGACACUUGAACUGCGCCUUGAUUUUGUAGCUGCUGAUUUUUCCACUGCUACAAUCUCAUUAUUUUGUUUCUCAAUGAUAAUCGUAGCACACGCUGUUCAAUGCACAGGGCAAGUAUCAGGUUAUCUGUAUUUUGAAAGCAUUAUCUAAAAAUCUGUAUUCUUGAAAACUAAGGAUUUAUUUUAGUAUUAGCAACAAGAAAUGUCUUCGUGUUCGAGAAAAAACAAGAAAUGUUUUCAGAAUUCAGAGUAACCAGUAGUGAACGAAAUAUCAUGUGAGUGACUGGUUGGAGGCAUGAUUUAUCAAAUGUCACAAAUAAUGAUAUUAUAUUUUUGUUCUCAUGUAUGAACAACAAAUCAAUACAACAAGAGCAAAUUGAAUCA
Molecule: messenger RNA, 1233 nt
Organism: Phragmites australis (common reed)
Lineage: Eukaryota; Viridiplantae; Streptophyta; Magnoliopsida; Poales; Poaceae
Exons: 9
Coding region: 93-806 (237 amino acids)
Biological process (GO): protein transport; 'de novo' cotranslational protein folding; protein unfolding
Molecular function (GO): peptidyl-prolyl cis-trans isomerase activity; ribosome binding; protein folding chaperone
Source: RefSeq, a predicted model, not a curated record